This is a messenger RNA of Octodon degus (degu), 2008 nucleotides long. RefSeq names its product XK related 4 (gene Xkr4). The record is from RefSeq and is a predicted model, not a curated record. Gene Ontology annotation, biological process: apoptotic process involved in development; phosphatidylserine exposure on apoptotic cell surface; engulfment of apoptotic cell. NCBI's taxonomy places the organism in Eukaryota, Metazoa, Chordata, Mammalia, Rodentia, Octodontidae. The transcript has 3 exons. The annotation marks the transcript as partial. Gene Ontology annotation, cellular component: plasma membrane.
GGCGGCGGCGGCGGGGCGGGCUCGGCGGCGCUGUGCCUGCGCCUGGGCGGGGAGCCGCGGCGCUACUCGCUGUGGGACUGCCUCUGGAUCCUGGCCGCCGUGGCCGUGUACUUCGCGGACGUGGGCACGGACAUCUGGCUCGCCGUGGACUACUACCUGCGCGACCAGCGCUGGUGGUUCGGGCUCACGCUCUUCUUCGUGGUGCUGGGCUCGCUCUCCGUGCAAGUGUUCAGCUUCCGCUGGUUCGUGCACGAUUUCAGCACCGAUGACAGCGCCACGACCGCCGCCUCCAGCUGCCCGCAGCCGGGAGCCGAUUGCAAGGCUGUGGUCGGCGGAGGGGCGGCCGCCGGGGAAGGCGAGGCUCGCCCCGCCACCCCGCAGAGGCAAGCGUCUAACGCCAGCAAGAGCAACAUCGCGGCCACCAACGGCGGCGAGGCCACCCGGGCCGGCAGCAAACACAGGUCUGCGACCUGCUCCUUCUGCAUCUGGCUCCUGCAGUCCCUCAUCCACAUCUUGCAGCUCGGGCAGAUCUGGAGAUAUUUCCACACAAUAUACUUAGGCAUCCGGAGCCGGCAGAGCGGGGAGAACGACCGCUGGAGGUUUUACUGGAAAAUGGUGUACGAGUACGCGGACGUGAGCAUGCUGCACCUGCUGGCCACCUUCCUGGAGAGCGCGCCCCAGCUCGUGCUGCAGCUCUGCAUCGUCGUCCAGACGCACAGCUUGCAGGCCCUGCAAGGCUUCACUGCAGCAGCAUCCCUCGUCUCCUUGGCAUGGGCUCUGGCCUCCUACCAGAAGGCACUGCGUGACUCCAGAGAUGACAAGAAGCCCAUCAGCUACAUGGCCGUCAUCAUCCAGUUCUGCUGGCACUUCUUCACCAUCGCCGCCAGAGUCAUCACCUUCGCGCUCUUCGCAUCCGUGUUUCAGCUCUACUUUGGCAUCUUCAUCGUCCUCCACUGGUGCAUCAUGACCUUCUGGAUCGUCCACUGUGAGACAGAGUUCUGCAUCACCAAGUGGGAAGAGAUCGUGUUCGACAUGGUGGUGGGGAUCAUCUACAUCUUCAGCUGGUUCAACGUCAAGGAGGGCAGGACACGCUGCAGGCUGUUCAUUUACUAUUUUGUGAUCCUCUUGGAAAACACAGCUUUGAGUGCACUCUGGUACCUCUACAAGGCGCCCCAGAUAGCAGAUGCCUUUGCCAUCCCAGCACUUUGUGUGGUGUUCAGCAGCUUUCUCACGGGCGUUGUUUUUAUGCUGAUGUAUUAUGCCUUUUUUCACCCCAACGGGCCAAGAUUUGGGCAGUCACCGAGUUGUGCGUGUGAGGACCCCACUGCCGCCUUCUCUCUGCCUCCAGAGGUGGCCACAAGCACCCUCCGGUCCAUCUCCAACAACCGCAGCGUCGCCAGUGAACGCGAUCAGAAAUUUGCAGAGCGCGAUGGAUGUGUACCGGUCUUUCAGGUGAGGCCCACUGCCCCAUCGACCCCGUCAUCGCGUCCACCACGGAUUGAAGAAUCGGUCAUUAAAAUUGACCUGUUCAGGAAUAGGUACCCAGCCUGGGAGAGACACGUGUUGGACCGAAGCCUACGAAAGGCCAUUUUAGCCUUUGAAUGUUCCCCAUCUCCUCCAAGGCUACAGUACAAAGACGACGCCCUAAUUCAGGAACGGUUGGAAUAUGAAACCACCUUAUAAAGUGAAAGCACUUGCAGGAGCCACAACGUCCAGAUGAAGGGGUGACAGCGGGGCUGGGGCAAUAGUAAUACUUCAUCCUGUAGGGCAGUGAGCUCUAACGUGUAGUCCGGCCAUCCUCAUAACUGUGACUGAUCGUCCAUCAGCGCCUGCCUGUGGCUGGGCUCCUUUCUAACUAGCAGCACUAAAAGCGCCUUCCUCCACCCCAAGGAGCCAGCUUCCUAUGACUGCUGCCGCCAAACUCCUCCUGCAGCCUGGGAACGCCCCCACCAGAGGGUACUAUCACUAGGGAAAGUGUCUCCAACCGCUAGAGUCUUUCACUGAUUUU